AUGUUCCCAAAUACUUUACUUCUAAGUAUAGCCAUCAUUGCAGUGGAGGAAAAUGACGCAAGCAAUGCACGGCAGGAUCCUACACAUGACAAUGACCUAAUAAUCAGACUAAAGGCGUUAGCAUCCACAGGCGGGAAGAGUGUCCAGGCAGCUUGUGAUUGGCUGUUUUCACAUGUCGACGACCCCUUCUUGGAUGACCCUCUUCCUCGGGAAUAUGUUCUUUACCUGCGUCCCACUGGACCUUUGGCCAACAAGCUUUUUGAGUACUGGCAUCAGUCACGACAAACGUGUGGCAAAAACAAGGCGCACAACAUCUUCCCCCAUAUCACCCUCUGCCAGUUCUUCAUGUGUGAGGACAGUAAAAUAGAUGGUCUCUGUGAAGCUUUGCAGAACACAGUGAGCCGCUGGAAAGAGACCUUUCCUCUCCCCCUUCCCCUGGAGCUGUACACUUCAUCAAACUUUAUCGGCCUCUUUGUGGAGGAGCAGAGUGCAGAAAUCAUCAAGAAAUUUGCUGCAGAUUUUGCAUCAGAAGCUGCAAGUAAAGCAGAUGUGCAAGUGGAACCCCACAAGAAGCAGCUCCAUGUCACGCUUGCCUAUCAUUUCCAGUCCAAUCACCUGGCCACACUGGAGAAAUUAGCUCGCGGCGUAGACCUGAAGUUGGGCUGUGAUUGGGUAGCUGCCAUUUAUUCUCGCGAUAUUCGAUUUGCUAACCAUGAGACUCUGCGGGUGAUGUACCCAUACACACCUCAGAAUGAUGAUGAGUUGGAAUUGGUGCAGGGCGAUUACAUAUUCAUGUGCCCAAUUGAACAGAGCAGCACAAGUGAGGGCUGGAUCUAUGGCACCUCCCUGGCAACAGGCUGCUCAGGGCUACUUCCAGAGAACUACAUAGCCAAAGCGGAUGAAUCUGAUACAUGGGUCUUCCAUGGCUCUAAUUCAUUUUUAACUGCGACUGCCCCUGCUGGUGCCAGCCAAUGCGACAGAGCUUUUCGGAGGAGAUGCCAGGAGGAGCAGGGACCGGGCGAGGCUCUCUCAUUGCCAACGAAUGUCAUCUGUCAACCGAUGCCAAUGGUGUCCAAAAACUCCCGGACCUGUCCACAGAAGCGGGAUCUGUAUGUCUGUCGGCAUGGGGAGAGGAUGGAUGUGGUUUUUGGAAAACACUGGCUGACUCAGUGCUUCGAUGCAAAAGGUAAUUACAUACGGUCGAAUUUGAAUAUGCCACCGAUUCUACCUCAGAGAAGUGGCGGCUACCGGGACUAUGAGAAAGAUGCUCCCAUCACUGUGUUCGGCUGUGCACAAGCUAGGCUUGUCGGCGAGGCUUUACUGGAGAGUAAAUCAACCAUUGAUUACGUCUACUGCUCACCUUCACUACGCUGUGUGCAGACAGCAUUCAACAUACUGAAAGGACUUCAGCAGGAAAACCAGAUAAAACUUCGGGUGGAACCUGGGCUGUUCGAGUGGACUAAGUGGGUCUCUGGAAAUACCUUGCCAGCAUGGAUGUCAACAGAGGAGCUUGCAGCAGCAAAUCUGGGAACUGAUACAACCUACAGGCCACAUUUUCCUGCGAGCAAACUGGGGAUUUCAGAAUCAUACGAGACUUACAUUAGCAGGAGUUGCCAGGUGAUGAGAGAUAUCCUGGCAGAAUGUAAAGUCAAAGGUAACUGUGUCCUGAUUGUAGCUCAUGCCUCCUCUCUUGAGGCUUGCACUCGGCAGCUCCAGGGUCUUUCUGCACGCAAUUCCAAGGACUUUGUUCAAGUCGUUCGAAAGAUCCCGUAUUUGGGUUUCUGCGCCUGUGAAGAGUUAGAAGAUGCGGGUAUAUGGCAACUGGUAGAUCCUCCCAUACUACCACUCACACAUGGUCCCAAUCACAGUUUUAGCUGGAGGGAAAUUUUACACCAGGACUGAAACUGAGGAAGAGAAGCCCAUCCAUAACUGGAAGAUAGAGCCAUUAAUAGCAUGUGCUUCCACUAACUACAUCAUCUCCUUUCCACAUACUGUACGAGCAGGUUCAUUCCACUGCCACAAUCAGUAUAAUAUAUGAUUCAACUCCCAUCUGAUGCCCUGUAGUUUUAAUUAAUUAGUUGUCUUAUACGCCUGUACAAUACUUUUGUGUUUUGACAGGAAUGUUUUUCAUUCAUCUAAUUAGAUUAUGAAUGAUUUAUAUUACGUUGGUGCCAAAUAUAUUUAGGUAAGGACAUGAUAAAAUUCUGAGGCCUGGUUUGAAUGGAACUUUAGUGAAUAUUUUAAAAUUCAAAUGUAGUUGAGGGAUCUUUUGGUUGCUGUAGGUCUAUAAUAUAUUUUGAAAGGUUUGUGACACAGUUUCACUGGAACCUGUAAUGUACAGGAGUAAUAACUGGGGCAUAGGAUUCUAUACACUUAGCUUCACAGGCAACAAUGGAUGAUUUAAUGCAUUUCAUUAGAGCAAAGAUGACUAGGAUCCCUGCUUCUUACACAUGAAUUCAUGGGAUUUUACUUAUUUCUGAUUCAUGGGCCAGUCAAGUGACUUUUUUUUUUCUCUUCUUUGCUGAUUUAACUGAAGCCAAACAACAAGGUAUUUUGUGAAUUAAAGCCAAAGGAAUGGCUCAUGAGAUAUUACUGAAAUAAAGUCCACAAUCAGAUACUUAAAAUAUAGUGAACUUUCACCCUUAGUUACUAGAUUACAAUUAAGAAGAGAUCCUCUUUAUUGCAUGUAUUGUUUGAGGAAUCUGCCUUAAUGAUUGUCCUGGAAACAUAAUCAUAUGAAAUUUAAUCAGAGAUGCAUUCUGUCAGCAGAGAAUUUUUAAUUCUGGAUUUGGAACAGGGAGCCUACUCUCAAAUGAAAUGUGGUUUACAGACUAGCUACAACACUGAUAGCCUUGAUUCUACCAUUGGUGUUCUGUGCAAGCAGGAUUCUGUACUGGGAGUGCAGGAUCGGGAAUCAGUCCAAAUGUUCUAACUGAGAUCACAUAUUACGGGUGAAGUAUGACUAAAGUAAGCCUUGAAAAUAUGGAGUCAUGCAUCUGAGUCCCCAUCUAAGUCCCCUUCAUAGUUAAUUCCUUAUUCCACUACUUAAAUGUAGGCUUGAUCCUCUCUUCAUUAAGCAGAACUCUUCAAUGUGAACACAUUCAUCUAUCUUGCACUAUGCUUCACGUGCAUAAUUUUAAGGAAGGUAUGUCAUAGCUGAGAGCCUUAUAAUAUGUUUCAUUGACUUUUUCUGACUAAUUUCAAUUUCUGAUGAAUAGCUUUAUUUUCCUCAGGGUAGAGAUUUCCAGCCUGAUUUGUUCCUCAUCUGAAAGGGGAAGGUAAUUUUAGUCUUUAGUAAUUUGUGGUGGGUGUUGCAAAGCAGUCCUCUGUCAUCUCCAUUAUAGAAACAGCUGAAUUUCCAUCCAAAUUGUUUAAAUGGGAUGAAGAGAAAGAUAAGUUUCACACUGGGUGUUCAAAUGCUAACAUGACAUCACCUGGGGGGAGAAUGAUAAAAGUAUCCCCUUGUGAUUUUUAUUUUAGAUACUGCCUAAGUCCUCACAUAGAAAAUUGUUCUGUGAGUUUCUUAAGUAGCACUGAAAGGGUUAAAAAUAGCAAAUGUGAUUUUUUUUUUUGUUUUAUGGGUAUGGGGGAACUAGAGAGAAAUGGUUACCUCUUUGAAAUCUCUGGACAACUUCUUUGAUUCUCAAACCAAAACUGGAUGUUUAUUUGGUGAAAAAUCUUGUGAAAAAUUAAGCUGUUGUGUGUGGAUAUUUGGAUAAUUUGGGAACAUGAUACUGCUAUUUGCACUGAUGCCUCAUAGCACCAAGGACCUAGUUCAAUUCUAGCCUUGGGCGACUGUCUGUCUGGAGUUUGCACAUUCUCCCCGUGUCUGCGUGGGUUUCCU
Molecule: messenger RNA, 3844 nt
Organism: Rhincodon typus (whale shark)
Lineage: Eukaryota; Metazoa; Chordata; Chondrichthyes; Orectolobiformes; Rhincodontidae
Product: ubiquitin-associated and SH3 domain-containing protein B
Exons: 14
Coding region: 1-1902 (633 amino acids)
Molecular function (GO): protein binding
Source: RefSeq, a predicted model, not a curated record